Molecule: messenger RNA, 3534 nt
Organism: Cygnus atratus (black swan)
Lineage: Eukaryota; Metazoa; Chordata; Aves; Anseriformes; Anatidae
Gene: TMEM245
Product: transmembrane protein 245
Exons: 18
Coding region: 1-2586 (861 amino acids)
Source: RefSeq, a predicted model, not a curated record
AUGGCCGACCGCGGGGAGCCGCCGGGGGGCUGCGGGGCUGGGGGCACGCCGGCGGCCGUGCCGCGGCUGCCGCUGGGCACCCCGUCGGGGGGCUCGGGGGUGUCGCUGCCGCGGCUGGAGAAGCCGAUCAAGCAGGCCUUCUACAACACCGGGGCGCUGCUGUUCGCCGGGCUGUGCUGCGGCGCCGCCGUGCUGGUGUACUUCAUCCUGGAGGCCUUCCUGCGGCCGCUGCUCUGGGCCGUGCUCUGCGGCACCUUCCUGCACCCCUUCAAGAGCUCGCUGACGGCGCUGGGCCGCCGCUGGCUCGGCCGCCUGCAGCGCUCCGGCACGCCGGUGCUGCUGGCCGCCCUGCUGCUGCCCGCCUGCUUCGCCAACUACGGCGUGGAGGCGCUGGGCCAGCAGGUGCUGCGGCGCCGGCGGCUGCUGCUGCUGCUGGGCGCCGGCGGGCCGCUGCUCUACGGGCUCUACUGCCUCGGCAGCUCGCUGGGCGUGCAGCUGCUGCUGGCCCAGGCCGCCCGCCUCAUCUGCCAGGGGCUGGACUAUUUCAGCAGCCAGUGGAUAUGGACCUUGGUGCUUGGUUACUUGUUGAUGGUUUCAUUCAAGUGGAAUAUAAGCACCGAGCGCUACUUAAAAGCAGUCUCCGUUCCUGUCUGGAUCAUGCUGCUCUUUCACCUAGCUUCUGUGGCAGGUUGCUGGAGAAUUCCUGUGUUCCUGGUUAUAGUUGUUCUGAUGACUAUAGGCAUGUUGCAUGAACAGCAGAAUGGAAAGGAGUCUUCUGGGGCAGAGCUUCCUGGUCAGAUGAUUUCCAUUGCUGCUUCAACAAUUGCCAUGGCAAUUUCAAUGACAGAAGAUGAGUCCAGUAAUGAACGUUCCUCACAACCCUCAGGUGUGACAGAAGGUGAUCAGCCUCCACAAGCGUCUUCAUCUUUCUCCUCUUCAUCCUCUUCUGGGAGCAGACAAAGACCUGAGAUUGGAUCUUUUCUUAAAAAGAAGAAAACCAGUGAUGUUUACUUCGUUACGCUUGUGUGGGCCAUUGUUGUUGUCCAGAUCUGGCUAAAUUUCUGGAUUGUGCAGCUAUUGCCAGUGCCUUUUGCAGUUUGGGCACUGAAAAAAAUCGUGGUUCAUUUUGGAGUUUUGAACUUCAUGGCAAACCAUUGCAAAAGUUGGUGGCAACUUGUUGAAAACUUUGUGAAGGAACGUCAGGAAGCUCUUGCUCCACGACCCAUCAGAGGGCUUGGAAGGGUCAUGCUGAAGCUUGACAGUAAGCUGUGGCACUGGCUUAAUAAGAAGAUGAUCGUGUGGUUGGAGAAAAUGCUAGAUAAAAUAAUCAGCAUUUUCAUAAUAUUUUUGCUAGUAAUAGGAACCCUUCUGCUAGCCCUGCUUCUUACUGCAAAGGUACAUCAAGAGAGCGUUCACAUGAUUCAAGUCACAAGCAGCUUGAUCAAUGAGACAGUAGCCAGUCACCCAGAAUGGGCAAACUGGCUCCCCGAAGCCCAGGUUAUUCAGAAGGCGCUCAACUCAGCAGCUAAUAAUGUGUAUCAGUAUGGCCGAGAGUGGAUUACACAUAAGCUCCAUAAGAUUUUAGGAGAAAAAGUGAACAACACCGCUGUGAUUGAAAAGCAAGUGCUAGAGCUCUGGGACAGGCUUUAUCACUCUUGGUUUGUGAAGAAUGUAACACAUUCUGGAAGACACAAAGGACACAAAUGGCACAUAAACCGUCAGAACAGCUGGCUUGGUGAUAUUCUGGACUGGCAAGAUGUUGCUUCGUUUGUUCAUGAUAACAUUGAAACAUUUCUUUCGAUCCUGGAGUCUCUAUGGAUAGUGAUGAGUCGCAAUGUGAGCCUCUUGUUUACUACUGUUACAACAUUAGUGACAAUCCUUUUCCACAGUGGGACAGCUCUUCUCAAUUUUGUGCUUUCAGUGGUGAUUUUCUUGACCACACUGUUCUACCUAUUAAGUUCCAGUGAUGAAUACUACAAGCCAGUGAAGUGGGUGAUAAGCCUGACACCUCUGUCUCAGCCAGGUGCCUCCUCAAAUAUAGUUGGCCAAUCUGUGGAGGAAGCAAUAAGAGGUGUAUUUGAUGCUUCCCUCAAAAUGGCUGGGUUCUAUGGACUCUACACAUGGCUGACUCACACUAUAUUUGGGAUUAAUAUAGUCUUCAUACCAUCUGCAUUAGCAGCAAUCCUUGGAGCAGUUCCAUUUCUGGGGACAUACUGGGCAGCAAUCCCUGCAGUCCUAGACUUGUGGCUUGUGCAAGGACAGGGAUGCAAAGCCAUUUUGCUCUUGGUUUUUCACCUGUUGCCAACCUAUUUUGUAGAUACAGCAAUAUAUUCGGAUAUAUCAGGAGGUGGUCACCCUUACCUGACAGGUCUUGCAGUAGCUGGUGGAGCAUAUUACCUGGGACUAGAAGGAGCCAUCAUAGGACCAAUUCUACUUUGUAUACUUGUGGUUGCCUCCAACAUAUACAGUGCCAUGUUAGUUAGUCCAACGAAUUCAGUGCCCACUCCAUCACAAGCAGUGUGUCCAUUACAGAUUUACCGGUCACCUAGAGAGAGUCCUGAGGAGACAAAAAUGGCUGCCGAAUGAUGACGUUGCUGUGCUGCACCUAUUCGACACGAGAGAAUCAUUCUCUUCUGUCUUGAGUUCACAACAGCCAUGGCCUUCUGUCCCUUUCCAGCUGAACCUAGGGAUAGCUCACGGGGAAGCAUAGUUUGGGCGUUAGGAGAAACCACUUCCCAAAUUACUGCUGGCCUUACAUUAUUGUGCACUUUGCUUCUUCGAGAGAGGAAAGAAGUCUACUUCCAUGGCUUUGCAUACUAACACACAGUUCCACUGCCGCCUUUGUAGACUUUCUAUCUUCAUAAAAAGGAUGGCUAAGAGGACAGGUAUAUCCACUGGAGUUGUUAUCUGCUGAAAUAACUAACUUGGUUUUUAUUUAUUGGGUUAUUUGCGUUACUAAAUUGUAGUAGAUUUACAGAAAGCUAAUUCCAAAAUAUUUAUUUUCCGUUCAUCUGGUGGCAACAGAGAUGUAAACCACUGAUUGUUGAAUGAAGAUUGAAUACUGUUUGUUUGCUGCUCCUCAAAGUAUUUCUUUAAAGGCUUUAAUCAUCACCAAUAACUCAUAAGUACACUUAAAUCUUUUCCUCUUAUAAGCACUGAAAUUUAUUGUUGUUGGAGACAGGUAUUUCUAAUAUCUUCCUGAAAUUAGUAGACAUACAGAUUGUAAAAUGUGGGUUUUCCUCAUACUGAAAUAGGAGGACUUGUUUAAAUAGUUUAAAUCUGAUAGUAUUUUGCUGUCUGUUCACCAUCCCAGUGGAGUCAUCUUGUCAACUAAAUUUAAUCAAAGGCCGUAAAUGUUUUCAAUCAGAGGUAACGUACAAUUGUCAUGUCUCCUUCCAAUAAUAGGAAGAGCUUGAAUGGGGAUUGUCGUAUGUUGUUUUUCAAAUGCUGUGACUGAGUGCCAUUUACUUCUCAAACAAAUACAAGUUUAUUUCUAAAGAGGAAGGGAAAAGAAUACAGGCUUUGGUUUGUUUA